Molecule: messenger RNA, 2181 nt
Organism: Aspergillus ruber CBS 135680
Lineage: Eukaryota; Fungi; Ascomycota; Eurotiomycetes; Eurotiales; Aspergillaceae
Exons: 3
Coding region: 1-2181 (726 amino acids)
Cellular component (GO): membrane
Source: RefSeq, a predicted model, not a curated record
AUGACGGAAUCCUAUCCAGGGGUCCAAGGUGUCCCGAUCCAGAAUGGCGUGCCGCACGUUGACGUGAUUUCCGGUCCUCUGAUCAACUUCAAGAACAUGCACAUGGAACCCUCGUCUGCGAUUUGGCAUGGUAGUGUAUUGAUUGUAACGAAGCCUGGUCAGCCUCAGCCGCCGCAGCUUCACUUGCGCCAAGCGAAUCCCGUCGGGGACAUCCAUAAUGCUCAGGUCAACAGAGGGAACGUGCCGACCCAGCAAGGGAUGGUCAUUGAAGGACUACGUCUCUAUGAAGACCUAGGAAAGGCUUUCUGGCGGUUUUCAAUCGCUAUCCCCGUCGAAAAUUACGAGGCUCGUUGGGAAUAUGACAUUCCGGGUCUGCAAAAUGUCGAGGGGGGCCCGGUCAACUCGCCCUGGAACUUUGUGGUUCCCGCACUGAACCAGUCAAUGCGCCAGAUGUUUCACUCCUGCAAUGGCUUCUCAGUUGGUACGGACAUGGAUGCCUGGGUCGGCCCCACCUUGUGGAAGGAAGUGCUCCGGGUGCAUGAAAGCAAACCGUUCCAUGUCAUGAUUGGUGGUGGUGACCAACUCUACAACGAUGGGAUCCGUGUGGACGGUCCUCUCAAGGAGUGGACCUCAAUUGGCAAUCCUCAUAAGCGGCGUGCCCACGAUUUCAACAAUGACAUGCGAGCCCGCUGUGAUGACUAUUACUACGCUAACUACGUCCGCUGGUACAACACGGAGCCCUUCAGGACUGUCAACGGGAUGAUCCCUCAGAUCAACAUCUGGGACGACCACGACAUCAUUGAUGGCUUUGGCUCCUACACGGACCACUUCAUGCGCUGCUCCGUUUUCCGGGGCAUCGGCGGUGUGGCUUUCAAGUACUACUGCUUGUUCCAGCAUCACAUCGCUCCGCCGCUGUCCACGUACACGACGGAUGCUCCCCAAACCAUGAGCGCUGUCAACGGCACCGCAGGUGCAGACCCGCGGCAGCUGGAAAACACAUAUGUCUUGGAGGACCAAGCAGAGGAUGACAGCUGGAUCGUUGGUAAGCGUCCCGGUCCGUACGUGGAGGAGAAAAGCCGAAAUCUGUACAUGCGUCUAGGUAGACGGAUCGCGUUUAUCGGCGUGGAUGCGCGCACAGAACGGACCCGUCACCAGGUCAAUUAUGAAGAUACCUAUGACCUCAUUUUCAACCGUCUCGAACAAGAGGUCGCCGCGGCCAACGGCGAUAUCAAGCAUUUGGUGGUUCUUCUGGGAGUCCCCAUUGCCUAUCCCCGUCUGGCAUGGUUGGAGAAUAUUCUGAGCUCCCCUGUUAUUGCACCUAUCCGUCUAUUGAACAAGCGUUUCGGAUUCGCGGGCGGUCUGUUCAACCAGUUCGACGGUCAAGUCGAUCUGUUGGACGACUUGGAUGAUCAUUACACGGCUCGUCAGCACAAGAAGGAACGAAAGAUGUUCAUCAACCGUCUCCAAGACUUUGCCAAGGUUCAUUCGGUUCGAGUGACGAUCCUGGGUGGUGACGUUCAUCUGGCAGCCAUUGGUCGAUUCUAUUCGAAACCCAAGCUGGGUGUCCCAACCGGUCACGACCACCGGUUCAUCGUGAACAUUGUCAGCAGUGCUAUCACCAAUAAGCCGCCUCCUAAAGCAGUGGCAAACCUGUUAGCUCAGAGAAACAAGCUUCACCAUCUCGAUGACUACACCGACGAAACAAUGAUGGACUUCUUCGAUCAACAGCCCGGCGGUGUGGAAAAGAGCGCAUCCUGGAACAAGACGACGAUGCCGUCGCGGAAUUUCGCCUGUAUCACUGAAAACGAUGCUCUGCCCAUGAACCCCGAGGCAUCCGGAGCUACGAAUGGCUACGCACCAAAGCAGACGCCCAAGGAUGGACACUCGCCGCUGCAUAGAGGUGAGGAGAAUGUUGGUACCGCGCACCCGGCUGCUGAUGGCAUCGGUUUCAGUGACAUGUAUGGUGGUCUGGAUGUAUCCAUCAAGGUGGAAAUCGACCCGCAGAACCGGGACGGGGCUGCCCAUGGCUACGGAUUCAGUAUUCCUCCAUUGCAAUUUAACCCCCAGGCAGACACUGCUCCCAGACCUGUCUCUGGACAUGCUCACUCGCUUCGACCUCCAUCUGUGCGACCUAAUUCCGAUCGUCCUUCAUCCAACAGACCCCACACGGCUCUCCCCUAA